Molecule: messenger RNA, 7468 nt
Organism: Benincasa hispida (wax gourd)
Lineage: Eukaryota; Viridiplantae; Streptophyta; Magnoliopsida; Cucurbitales; Cucurbitaceae
Product: transcription regulator
Biological process (GO): nuclear-transcribed mRNA catabolic process, deadenylation-dependent decay; negative regulation of translation
Cellular component (GO): CCR4-NOT core complex; P-body
Molecular function (GO): molecular adaptor activity
Source: RefSeq, a predicted model, not a curated record
AUAUACUCUUCUCGUGAUCUCCAUUAUCUCGCCCUUUCUCUCUCUCCAAGACUCUCUCUUCCCGCGAUCUCUCUCUCGAACCGCUUCUCCAACUUUCAUUUCAUUCUUCAUCUUCCCCACUCACUCACCCGACCCUCAGUCUUUCUGGUUCAAAACCCUAGCUUCUUGAUUUGGGUCGCCAUGCUGAUGUUUUCGACUGCUACCUCCUCUCAGAUUCGUUUCCUCCUCCACAGUUUGACCGAAUCUAAUGCUGAAUCCAUUCUCAAAGAGCUUUGUGAGUUUAUUGACUGUGGAAUUGAAGGAAGCUUCAUACUGCUCAGAACUUGUUUGGAUCAUUUCACUAGUCAUGGGACAGAUUUGGAAAACCCACUGUUGCGACUUGUUAUUUCUUCGGUCUUCAAGCAUCUCUUGGACAGACCCAAUUUUAGUACAAUAUUCUGUGAGUCUCUUGAAAGUAGAGAUACCAACCAAGUUACUCUCGAAAACAUCUCGAAUCUGUUAAACUUGUCAAUGUGUGAACGAAUUGGAGUUGGUCUCGCUGUUUCAGAUUCUGAAAAUCUUGAUGCAAGGUUGUGUGGAAAGAACUUCUGCAUUAGUCAGAUUGAGGAACUUUGUGCUAAUGCUGUAUCUGUGGAUUCCACUCAGCAAAUUCAGGAUAUUAUCAUGUUCCUCCAACGGUCGGAAGGGCUCUCGAAGCAUUUAGAUUCCUUCAUGCAAAUGCUAUCUUUGGUGCAGUUAAAAGAUGUUACAGAGUUUGUUUUGUCACCACUUCUUUCAGAUGAAUUGCGCGAGGAGAAAUUUUUAAGGAAUGUAAAUCUGUCACAUGAGUCCCUUGAUAAUGAUUUCGAUUCCAUCUUAGCUGAAAUGGAGAAGGAAAUGAGCAUGGGAGAUAUAAUGAAGGAACUGGGUUAUGGAUGCACAAUCAAUGCUACACAAUGCAAAGAGAUUUUGUCCCUCUUUUUGCCGCUGACGGAGAUUACUAUCUCUAAGAUACUUGGCAUGAUAGCUCGCAAUCAUACUGGUCUUGAGGACAGUCGAAAUAUAUAUGCAACUUUUAGUCUAGCUUUGGGUUGCAGUGCAUUGUCUGAUCUACCAUCCUUGAACUCGUGGGAUGUGGAUGUUCUCCUAGACACAGUGAAGCAACUUGCACCUAAUGUUGACUGGAUAAGAGUAAUGGAAAAUCUGGAUCAUGAGGGUUUUUAUAUUCCUAAUGAGGAAGCAUUUUCAUUUUUCAUGUCUGUAUAUAGACGUGCAUGCCAGGAUGCGUUUCCUCUCCAUACUAUUUGUGGUUCCAUUUGGAAGAAUAUGGAGGGUCAGAUUUCUUUCCUUAAACAUGCCGUGUUGGCACCACCUGAAAUAUUUACUUUUGCUCACUCUGGAAGACAGCUGGCUUAUAUUGAUGGACUGCAUGGCGAUAAGCUUCAACUUGGACAUACAAAUCAAGCAUGGAUGUGUCUGGAUCUUUUGGAUAUACUGUGUGAACUUGCUGAGAGAGGUCAUGCUAGAUCUGUGCAAUCAAUUCUGGAGUUUCCUCUUAAAAAUUGGCCCGAGCUAUUGCUACUUGGGAUGGCACAUGCCAACACUGCAUAUAAUCUGCUUCAGUACGAAGUUUCUUUUUCAGUCUUCCCAUUGUUGUUAAGAAAUCCUCUUGGUAGUGAUUUGAUCUUUCAGCUAUGGCAUCUUAACCCUAAUCUGGUGUUACGGGGAUUUGUGGAUGCUCAAAACAGUGAUCCAGACUCCAUGGUUAGGAUAGUUGACAUCUGCCAAGAAUUAAAGAUACUUUUUUCAGUACUAGAUAUGAUUCCUUAUUCCUGCAGUAUCAGAUUAGCAGCUCUUGCUUCACGACAGGAAUAUUUAGACCUUGAGAAGUGGUUGAGCAACAAUUUGAACACAUACAAAGAUGUAUUUUUUGAGGAGUGUCUCAAGUUCUUAAAAGGGAUUCAUCAUGGGGGAUCUCAAGAUUUUUCAACCAAACCUUUUUAUCCUGCUAAUGCAUUUUCAAAUAUUUAUUUGGACACUGCUUCUACUUUUUUGAAGGUUCUUAGAUCUAAUGUGGGUACUACUGCAUCUGCUAAACUAUCUGAGGAAAUGGAGAAGUUGCAAGAUGCAAUUCUGGAAUCGAACCCAAAGCUGCAAAAUGGCGAGGCUUCAGAUGUGCCUGCAACAGAAGGAUAUACAGAUGACAUUGAGGCGGAAGCUAAUUCCUACUUCCAACAAAUGUUUUCCGGUCAGUUGACCAUUGAAGCGAUGGUUCAAAUGCUUGCUCGGUUCAAGGAAUCUUCAGUUAAAAGGGAACAAUCAAUUUUCGAAUGCAUGAUUGCAAAUCUUUUUGAGGAGUACAGAUUCUUCCCAAAAUAUCCCGAAAGACAGCUAAAAAUUGCGGCAGUUCUCUUUGGCUCUGUUAUUAAGCAUCAGCUUGUUACUCACCUUACACUGGGGAUUGCACUGCGUGGUGUCCUUGAUGCACUUCGCAAACCUGCAGAUUCAAAAAUGUUUGUGUUUGGUACGAAGGCUGUAGAGCAGUUUGUGGAUCGUUUGAUUGAGUGGCCGCAGUACUGCAAUCAUAUUCUACAAAUAUCACAUUUGCGAAGCACUCAUGUAGAACUUGUCGCUUUCAUUGAGCAGGCUCUUCUGAGGAUAUCUGCAGGCCAUUCUGAUUCUGAUGCCACUGCAGGAAAUGUGGAGUUAAAUGGUUCUAGCAACAUUCAACCUGGCCCGCAACUUUCUUCGACAAUGCAGUUACAACAAAAAUAUGAAAGUGUCAUUGAUGAUCGACUUAAAGUCACAUCUGCCAUUGAUGUAAAACCAAUUUUACCUUCUGUGGGGCAAACUUCAAUUCAACCCACAGGUGAUGCUUCUACUAAUCAAAAGAAUACAAACAAUGCUCCAGCAGUGCUGGCUUCUUCCCCUGGUUUUGUUCGUCCUUCACGGGGGGCUGCUUCUACGAGGUUUGGUUCGGCUUUGAAUAUUGAAACACUCGUUGCUGCAGCUGAGAAAAGAGAAACUCCUAUUGAGGCUCCCGGAUCGGAUGUACAGGAUAAGAUUUCUUUUAUGAUUAAUAAUAUUUCACUUGCUAAUCUUGAAGCCAAAGCAAAAGAAUUUACUGAGAUUUUGAAGGAGCAGUUUUAUCCCUGGUUUGCCCAGUAUAUGGUCAUGAAGAGGGCUAGCAUUGAGCCAAAUUUCCACGACUUGUACUUGAAGUUUCUGGACAGAAUUAAUUCAAAAGCUUUAAGUAAAGAGAUUGUUCAGGCUACGUAUGAGAACUGCAAGGUUCUCUUAGGAUCUGAACUUAUAAAGUCAAGUUCAGAAGAACGUUCAUUACUGAAGAAUUUGGGAAGCUGGCUUGGGAAACUAACAAUUGGCAGGAAUCAAGUGUUGCGAGCUCGUGAAAUAGAUCCAAAAUCUUUGAUAAUUGAAGCAUAUGAAAAGGGGCUAAUGAUUGCAGUAAUACCAUUUACUUCCAAGAUUCUUGAACCAUGUCAAAGUAGUUUAGCAUAUCAACCUCCAAAUCCUUGGACCAUGGGAAUUCUUGGACUACUGGCAGAGAUUUAUUCAAUGCCUAACUUGAAAAUGAACCUCAAGUUUGACAUUGAGGUUUUAUUCAAGAAUCUUAGUGUGGACAUGAAAGAAAUAGCACCAACUUCUCUUCUUAAAGACCGGAAGAGAGAAAUUGAUGGUAAUCCUGAUUUUUCGAACAAGGACGUUGGAGCAUCUCAGACACAGAUGGUAGCCGAAGUGAAGUCCGGCAUAAUGUCUUCUUUAAAUCAAGUGGAGCUUCCCCUAGAGGUUGCAACACCAUCGAAUUCCGGAAAUCACACUCACCUGUUAUCCCAGUACGCUGCCCCACUUCAUCUUUCUUCUGGCACAUUAAUGGAAGACGAAAAGCUUGCUGUGCUGGGUUUGUCUGAUCAACUUCCUACUGCCCAGGGACUCUUACAAGCUACACCAUCGCCAUCACCAUUCUCAACCAAUCAGCUUCCUGCAGGUAUCCCUAAUAUAGGAAGUCUUGUUGUGAUCAACCAGAAGCUUAAUAGUUUGGGCUUGCACAUCCAUUUUCAGAGAGCGGUUCCAAUUGCAAUGGAUAGAGCUGUCAAAGAGAUCGUUACUGGUAUUGUGCAGCGUAGUGUCUCUAUAGCUACCCAAACAACAAAGGAACUGGUUUUGAAGGAUUAUGCCAUGGAAUCAGAUGAGACCCGAAUAUUUAAUGCAGCGCAUUUGAUGGUUGCUAGUCUGGCUGGAUGUCUAGCACACGUGACUUGCAAGGAACCCUUACGAGGUUCAAUAUCAAGUCAACUCAGAAGUUCUCUUCAGAAUUUGGGUGUUGCCACUGACUUGCUUGAGCAAGCUGUUCAGCUCGUUACAAAUGAUAACCUUGAUCUUGGUUGUGCAAUAAUUGAACAGGCUGCUACGGAUAAGGCAAUACAAACCAUUGACGGUGAAAUAGCUCAACAACUCUCUUUAAGAAGGAAGCAUCGAGACGGUGUUAAUACAACAUUUUUUGACACCGGCAUGUAUGCACAAGGACCGCUUGGUGUUGUGCCUGAGGCUCUCCGCCCUAAACCAGGGCAUCUGUCCGUUUCACAACAGCGAGUUUAUGAGGAUUUUGUUAGGCUUCCCUUGCAAAAUCAAAAUAGCCAAGCUGCACAAUCUACUGGUUCUUCAGUUACAGCUAGUGUUACUGGUUUGAGUAAUCAAUUUGGUUUGUCAUCGGGACAACUGAACUUGGGAUACACAUCUGGACUUGUUACUGGACUCGAAGGAGUAUCUCGGUCGCUGGAUGAUGCUGUAGACCCUGCCUCUGUGCCCCAACUAAGUACACCUCCAGGGCAUAUUGCUGCUGAUGGUGUUGGUGUACGAGGUCCGGAAAAUGAUUUGGUCGUUCCUUCUUUCCCUUCAGCUGCUUCAGCCCCUGAGCUGCAUUCAGUUGACGCCUCUGACAAUAUAAAGGAACCUGGAUCCUCUUCCCAACCAUUGCCCUCACCAAUCACUACUGAUCGGCUUGCAACUACUAUGUCUGAACCCUCACUUACCACCAGAGAUGCAUUGGAUAAAUUCCAAGUUAUUUCACAAAAGUUGGAGGCUUUGGUUAGUAAUGAGGCUCGGGAAGCUGAAUUCCAGGGUGUCAUUGCCGAGGUUCCCGAGAUCAUACUAAGAUGUAUAAGUCGGGAUGAAGCUGCUCUUGCUGUGGCUCAAAAGGUGUUUAAAGUUUUAUAUGACAAUGCAUCAAACACUUUCCAUGUUGGUGCCCAUCUUGCCAUUCUGAUUGCCAUUCGUGAUGUUUGCAAGCUAGUUGUAAAGGAGCUUACUAGCUGGGUGAUUUACUCCGAGGAAGAACGGAAGUACAACAAGGAGAUUACUCUUGGCCUUAUUCGCAGUGAAUUACUAAAUCUUGCAGAGUAUAAUGUUCAUAUGGCAAAACUAAUUGAUGGAGGCAGGAAUAAGGCCGCAACAGAGUUUGCUAUAUCCCUCCUCCAAACCUUGGUUGUGGAUGAAUCGAGUGUAAUUUCAGAACUUCACAAUCUUGUUGAUGCAUUAGCAAAGGUUGCUGCAAAACCUGGAUCUUCCGAGCCUUUGCAACAUCUGGUUGAGAUAAUCAAGAAUCCUGCUGCUAGUAUGGCUGCUAUAUCUGGGGUUAAUGUUGGGAAAGAGGAUAAGGCUAGACUUGCCAGAGACAAGAAGGCUCCUGUACACUCCAUAGCAAACAGAGAAGAUUCUAGUAUUCUUGAAUCUGAAGAUCCAGCUGGUUUUCGUGAUCAGGUAUCAAUACUAUUUGCUGAAUGGUACCGAAUAUGUGAGCUACCGGGUGCCAAUGAUGCCGCAUUUAACCAUUUCAUAUUACAAUUACAUCAGAAUGGACUUCUGAAAGGGGAUGAUAUGACUGAUCGUUUUUUCCGCCUACUCACGGAAAUUUCUGUGGCACAUUGCUUAUCAUCUGAAGUAAUUAACUCGGGUGCAUUACAAUCACCACAACAAAUACAGAAUCUUUCUUUCCUUGCAAUUGACAUUUAUGCCAAGCUUGUAUUUUCGAUCUUGAAGGGAUCUGGUAAAACUGCUCUUUUAUCUAGGAUUCUGGCAGUGACUGUAAGAUUUAUUCAGAAAGAUGCCGAGGAGAAGAAAGGAUCGUUUAAUCCAAGACCAUAUUUUAGAUUGUUUAUUAACUGGCUUCCUGACCUUGGGUCUCUAGAACCUAUUGUUGACGGUGCCAACUUUCAGAUAUUGACAGCUUUUGCUAAUGCAUUUCAUGCCUUGCAUCCUCUUAAGAUUCCAGCGUUCAGCUAUGCUUGGCUUGAGUUGGUUAGUCAUAGAAGUUUUAUGCCAAAGAUGCUUACUGGGAAUAGUCAGAAGGGUUGGCCUUACAUCCAGCGUUUGCUGGUAGACAUGUUUCAAUUCAUGGAGCCAUUUUUGCGGAAUGCUGAACUUGGACCACCGGUUCAUUUUCUUUAUAAAGGCACUCUUAGGGUGUUGCUAGUCUUACUUCAUGAUUUCCCCGAGUUUCUAUGUGACUAUCAUUUUACUUUCUGCGAUGUGAUUCCUCCUAGCUGCAUUCAGAUGCGGAAUAUCAUCCUUAGUGCGUUUCCGCGAAAUAUGAGACUUCCAGAUCCAUCCACUCCCAAUUUGAAGAUUGACUUGCUUGCGGAAAUCAAUCAAUCCCCGCGUAUUCUAUCUGAGGUGGAUGGAGCUCUUAAAUCAAAGCAGAUGAAGGCUGAUGUAGAUGAGUACCUCAAGACUAGGCAACAGGGAUCCUCGUUUCUGGCUGAUCUGAAGCAGAAAUUGCUACUUCCUCCCAGUGAAGCUGCUUCUGCUGGGACCCGUUACAAUGUGCCUUUGAUCAACUCCCUUGUACUUUACGUUGGGAUGCAGGCCAUCCAACAACUUCAGGCAAGAAGUCCUCAUGCGCAGUCAACUGCUAAUACUGUUACAUUAGCAGUAUUCCUGGUGGGAGCUGCUCUUGAUAUUUUCCAGACUCUGAUUGUGGAGUUGGAUACUGAAGGGCGUUACCUCUUCCUCAAUGCCGUUGCAAACCAACUUCGUUAUCCAAAUACGCACACUCAUUACUUUUCUUUUGUUCUCCUAUACCUAUUUGCGGAGUCAACUCAGGAAAUUAUUCAGGAGCAGAUAACAAGAGUGUUGUUGGAACGCCUCAUUGUUAAUCGGCCUCAUCCAUGGGGUCUGCUGAUUACAUUCAUUGAGCUUAUUAAGAAUCCAAGAUAUAACUUUUGGAAUCGGUCCUUCAUAAGAUGUGCACCAGAUAUCGAAAGGCUAUUCGAGUCGGUCUCUAGAUCCUGCGGUGGCCCAAAAUCUGCAGAUGAGAACAUGGUUCAAAACUGGGUACCUGACACGGCCCACUAAUUUAUCACUGUACAGACUAUUUAUUCCCAUUUAACGAUUGUGUAGUCAAUGUUAAUGUAAAUAAUAUUUUUUGCUCAAUUGAAAGUUGAAAUAUGAUUUCGAAUUUCUUUGCCUGGCA